GCCCUUUAAACUUUACGGAAGAAAUUACACUCGUUCCGUCUGCAUCUUUUCAACUUCUUCCAGAGUUAUUCUCCCUUCUGAAUCAUCAUGGCUGAUGUUAAAGUUGCUGCCUUGGUUGCCUCUGUCAAAAACGCCCCAGGAUUACAUUACAAGAAUCCGAGAUUUCCCUUGAAUGUCAAGCUCCCUGACAACUUAGAAUGCGGCUCCAAAAUUUACAUUCAUGGUUGUGCGGCUGCUGAACCAAACAGGUUCGCCAUCAAUUUGAAAAAUGCCGAAACCGACGCCAACAACUACUUCCAUUUCAAUCCCCGCUUCGACGAGGGAUGCGUUGUCCGUAAUAGUCGCCUGGACGAGGCCUGGGGAGAUGAAGAGAGGGAAGGAGACAUGCCCUUCGCUCCAGGACAACCUUUCUUGAUCACCAUCAUUCCUACUGUAGACUGCUACGAAGUUGAAGUAAACGGAUCGCCGUUCAUCAAAUACGGCCAUAGAGAAGGAAUGCCUUUGUGCGAUGUGACGCAUAUUGCCAUGUGGGGAGAUGUCACUAUCUAUGGCAUCCAUGUGCCUCUCAGAUCUCUGCCUAUUCCACUGGCUCUUCGCAUUCCUAAACACACAUUUUACGGUGAUAUGCUGAUCCUUACUGGCACAGUCGCUGGAGGGGCUGACAGGUUCCAUGUCAACUUCCAGUGUGGUGCUGGAGAAGAUGCUGAUAUCAUGUACCACUUCAACCCCCGAUUCCCUGAAAACCAACUUGUUUGCAACAAUCGCUGUGCCGACUCUUGGGGAGAAGAACAAACGAUCGACGGCUUGCCCGUUGCUCCUGGUGACCGUGUCGUCGUCUGCAUCGUUGCUGCUAAAGAAGGUUUUAUUCCUUUCCUCAACGGAAAUCCUUUGCCGACUUUCCCACACCGACUGGAUGUCUGCGGUGCAUGUUCCAUAGUCGUCGAUGGCGACAUCAGUCUUGAAUCUGUGACUGUAGAUUGCCCACCCGUCCGCCUGCCUGCACAGAUUCCUGACAUCGAUAUCGACGCUUUCGAUGAUAAAACCGUCCAGGCUCUGCGAGCUACCACUCCUGUUACUAUGACCCUCCCUGCAGGUUUCGGGCCAGGAAAGGGAGUGCAUGUUUCUGGUAAAGUUCACGAUUCUCCCUCCAGAUUCGAAAUCAAUCUCCAAUGCGGCGAAUCUGAUUCCGACAUUGCCAUUCACUUCAAUCCCCGCUUCGAGCCUGUCCACGAACUGGUUAUGAAUUCCCGAAAUGGCGGCAACUGGGAGGAGGAACUCCGGGAAGAAAAUCCAAUUGCUCCAGGAUCUGAAGUCGACAUUUACAUCCUGUGUUUGGAAGAUAGCUACGUCUGCGUGGUGGACGGAGAUGUUGUUGCCAAUUUCCCGCACCGCUUCGACUCGGGUCGAGUGACCCACGUCAAUGUCGAUGGAUCCAUCACUGUCUACCGUAUGUUGGGAAUGUAAAGGCUUGGGGAUUCAAUUCGUUUUUGUUUCAAUUAACUUUAAUGGUGAAUCCGAAGUAUGUUGUCCAAUGCAAUCGGAUUCAUUUCUGAAUUAAAAAAAAAAUGUAAACGCCACAUGGGUAGAACUAGGUUCAGUGGUACAGGCUUUUUGACUAAAUUUUUAUGUCUACAAUUAUAUUUGCUUUGUUUUAUGUAGCGUGUUGUUUUAUUAGUCUGAUGUAUUUUUUUAUUAUUUUCCUUCGUGUUUUUAUUGAUUUCCUGUUAUUAAUUUUUUAUGGAAUACAAUAUUUAUUGAUCCUAUUUUUGUCACAUAAAAAUGUUAGUUCACUCAUUCAUAGAGAAGUUACAUUUCCUUAUUCUUUAGAUUUCAGUCGUAAAAUAUUUUGUGUAGUUUUAGUCUUUGGAAGAAAUAAAUCCUUGUUGUUAAAUUUGAGAAAAAUAUUAUCUUAAAAGAAAAUUCGUACCUGUAUAGAUGCAUUCAAUUAUUUUUGUACUGAGAAUUAAUUAGACAACUAUACUGAACGAUCAGUGUUUGUGGUGCUUGAAGUUUAAGCUACAUGUAAUAAAUGUUUUUUAUUACUGGGUGCAGUAUUUUUCUAUUUAUGUUAUUAAACAAGUUGUCUGUUGCUCAUUUGUUUUCAUAACAAAAUGGACGUGGUUUUCUGACUGCAUGCUAAUUUGAUUAUUUUGUUAUCUAAUGUGCAAUGCAAUAAUGAAAAAUUAAAGAUCUUUUGAAAAUCCA
Molecule: messenger RNA, 2205 nt
Organism: Argiope bruennichi
Lineage: Eukaryota; Metazoa; Arthropoda; Arachnida; Araneae; Araneidae
Product: galectin-6-like
Exons: 9
Coding region: 88-1464 (458 amino acids)
Molecular function (GO): carbohydrate binding
Source: RefSeq, a predicted model, not a curated record